Paramecium sonneborni is the source of this 978-nucleotide messenger RNA. NCBI's taxonomy places the organism in Eukaryota, Ciliophora, Oligohymenophorea, Peniculida, Parameciidae. The record is from the annotation of a GenBank genome assembly.
AUGAUUACUACAAUCCCUAUUUCUCUUCAUCAAUCAACUGAUCGUACAGGAACUACUUAUAGAUUUGAAAAUCAAAAAUAAUAAAGCAUGAAUCUUUUACAAAGAGUGAAAUAGCACUUAUAAUAUAAGUCAGCAUCAUUUAAGACAAAGAAAUUAUGUGUUAUUGAUUCAUAAUAAUUGGACAAAUAUUUAGAUGAUGAAUUAAAUGAUAAAAAGUAAAUAACAGCAAUGGAUAAUGAUGAUAUAAAUCAUCAGAAAUUAAUUGAUGAUUGUGUUAGAGAUAUAUUAAAAUUUAACAAACCAGUACCUGAUUAAACUGAUACAUCUCCUAUGUUUAGAGGUAGCUAAAGAUCAUCUUUCUCCUAAAUUGGAAAAAGUGUUCCUAAAAACAGAAUCAAAAGAUUAUCAUCCACUAUACUGGUUGGGCAAAUGGUUAAAAACAAAGGAUUAGAAAAGCCAACAAUAAACUAAAUCAAAUAAUAACAAAUUGAUAAAAUUAUCAAAUUUGAAAAAGAGAGAAAAAGUACAGAGACCAAUCCAAAACCUCUUAAAAUCGUUUUACCUAUUAUUUUGACAAAAAAUUAAGAAAGAGAAUCUUUAAAUUAAUUUUCAUAAAAACUUAGUAUGGUUACUGCAUCUUAUAGAUACUUAAAAACAAAAAAAAGGGUUUUAUCUUAAGAACCUUCUCCGUUGUUUGAUCCUCAUACAAGUUUUUCAAUGAUAUCUGAUUCAUUUGAUUGCAGUCCUAAAUAAUAUGAAUCUAAUAGAAGACUUGGAACUUUAAUACAGCAAUUAAAUAAUGAAAAAGAUGAGAUAACAACACAUUAAAGAAAAAUUAAAAAUUCAAUUUGUUAAAAUUAGAAAAAUUUCAAUAAAAUUGAUGAGAAAUUAUAACCUGGAAAUUAAGAAAAAUAUAAUUAUCUAAAACAUGAAUAAUAGAUAUUUGGAAAAGUAAAAUAACGUAAAAUAUUACUUUGA